ACUGCCGAAGCAGAAAAAAUAAAAUCACCCUUGACGGAAAAAAAAUUAGACUAUCAGCCAAAGAUUACCAAGACUGAGCCAAUGACCCCGAUGAGUGAAAAGAUGCCAGUGGCGAAUAGAAUAAUUAAAAGAGGGGAAGUUUAUUACACCAAUUUAGAUGAUGCCCAAGGACACGAGCAAAAAAACGAUAAAGAUACUAAACGGCGUUUAGUAGUGGUAGUUUCUAAUAAUAAGCAAAACGAACAAAAUAAAGUAGUAGUGAUUAUUCCGUUUUCUAGCAAAGUUCAUAAUAUCAAACCGACUUUUCAAGUUCCAACCUAUUUUCAAGGCAAACCUGGCAAAGCCAAAUGUGAACAAGUGCGAGCAGUGGAUGUAGAAAGAUUGUUAGGAGCCAAGCAAGGCAAUUUAACUGAGAAAGAAAUGAAAAAUAUUGAUAAAAAAUUAUUGAUUGUUUUAGAUUUGGUGAAGUAUCUCGGCAAGCCUGGUGAAAGUAGAUGA
This is a messenger RNA of Ambispora leptoticha, 498 nucleotides long. Lineage: Eukaryota; Fungi; Glomeromycota; Glomeromycetes; Archaeosporales; Ambisporaceae. The record is from the annotation of a GenBank genome assembly.